GUCGUGUGUCUCUUUUUUAAAGUUUCUUAGAGCCAAGCUAGACUUGGAAAAGUAUUCAAGUAUCUUUGGUAAGACAGUUCAAUUGGAACUUCGUUCGGUAGUAGACGCAGAUUCAGAUACUUUUGUUUUGUUUAUAAUACAAAAAAAAUCUUGUCUAGUGAAAUGCGAAGAAAGCAAAACUUGACUUUAAAUCGAAAGUAGUGUUUGCAUUGAUGCGUUUGUAACGUGCGAGUCUUCUUAGGUUGUGUAUUGAGUGUCAAAGAAGUCCGGUUCCUUUUGUGACACUGAUGUAAACGGAUUAAUUGCGCAGAGAAAAUCACUUCAAACUUAAUUGUAUCUUAAAGAUACAAACUUCUAUAUGUUUGUAAGCUUGCGUGACUGUGAUGAUUUUUAUAUGUCAACAAUAGUUGAAGAAUUUUUUGGUAGUAACUUAUUCGCAUUUAAAUGUUGUAACUACUACGUCAAAACGGUUUAACACGAAAUGAUGAAGUAAAAAUGUAUGUUUUUGGCGCAUGUUUAUAAACGUGAUUUUCUUAAUUGUCUGAUGGGCUUUUGAGUACUUCCGUGCAAGACCAAAAUAGAAAUAAAAAUUUUUAAUUAUACCAAAAGAAGUGGAAAAUUGUUAAAAAGUGUUAAUAAAGUGAAAUUUAAGUUUUAAUCUUUUUAACAAAAAAAAAAAUUAAUCCAAAAGUUAAGAAGUUUCGUACUAAAUUUAAGUGGAACGCAAAGUUACACAGUUUUAUAUUAUUUUUUGUCAACGAAGACAAUUUUUUUUUUGUGUUCUACAAUUUUCUUUUUGGAUACAAAAUUGUUUAACACGCAACGAAAUGUCGGAUAUUUACUAUUGCAGUAAUAAUAAGAAAAAAUCGGAAAAAAUGCCAUCAGCUGAGAAAGGAACUAAAAAUACGGGAACAAAUACAAAUCACAACAAUAAUAACAACAACAACAAUAAUAAUGUAAUCAGCCGGGACAGCAAUAACAUUUGCGGGAAGCAUUCAAAUGGAAAGACGAAUUGGAACACGAAGGUGUUACAAACAAACACAACAUCACACACGAACGGCCAUGUUCCAUCACAGAAAACAUUUCACAACACACGUUGUACAAGACAUCACAAACCCCACCAACAUCACAGUCAUGGCCGUAAAUCAGAAUCCGUUCUGUCCACAGAUUCAGAUAUCAGAUUUACGAGACGAAAAAUCGGUGAUAGUCAGAAAUGUGGGUGUGUGGUGAUAACAGGGUUUCUAGUCGCUCUUCUUGUAGCUGGAGCGUUUGUUUAUAUUGGAUAUACCUACUUCAGACCAGAACCAUUACCAGAUCGAACGUUUCGGGGGAAAUUUCGAGUAAUAAACGACAAAUGGUCAAUGGAUUUAGCGGAUCAAAUGUCAAUACGAUUUCAACACAAGGCCAGGGACUACAGAGAAAGAAUAAAUCUACUUUUGAGAAGAUCCGAUCUGAGGGAACCUUUUGAAGGAACAGAGAUUUUAGCUCUUGAUGGAACUGAUGAUACCAAUGACAUUCUCGUCCACUUCAACGUUAUCUUCGAUCCUUAUAUCGGACUGGUAUCAACAGCUGAUCUUUUAGCAAUCUUCACCGAAGAAAUCACUGCUCAAGACCGAAGGUAUUUUUCCAAUAUCACCGUUGACCCUGAAAGUUUGACAAUCAAAGAGGUCACUGGACUAAUUGAAGAACCGAUAAUGUCAUCGUCACCUUUGGAAAAAGACGAUGAAAUUCCGAUUUCCAUUACCACAACUCCAAGACCCCCAAGAUACUGUGAACCUCUAAAACUUAACUACUGUCGAUCAAUAGGCUACAAUUCUACAACUUAUCCAAAUCUUUUGGGUCACACUUCGAUCUUGGAAGUUGAGGCUGAUGUAAUAGCUUUUCGAGAAAUGGUUGAUGCUGAAUGUUUUCGCGAAGCAUUUGAUUUUGUUUGUCGACUUUUGCAACCACCUUGCGAAGAGCACGGUCCCUUGGAACCAACUCCAGGAGUCAUAUGCAGGGAAUACUGUCAAAUGUUUAUGAAAGGUUGUGGCAAUCGUCUGUUGCACAGGUUUAAGAGAUUCUUUGAUUGUGAAAUCUUCCCUGAAUCUACUGGAAUGCAGUCUUGUCAUCAAAAACCACGGUGCUCCGAAGAUCUACAAAGUAAUGCUCUAUCACCAAGACUUUGCGAUGGAAUUGGAGACUGUCCGGAUCUUUCAGAUGAACGAUCGUGUUCGUUUUGUCCACCAAAUUCAUUGUAUUGUGGCCGUGGAAGAGCUUGUAUAUCCAAGAAAGCUCGAUGUGAUGGAAAAGCUGAUUGUCCAGACGGAUCGGAUGAAAAAGAUUGUCUUUCUAUUGCACCCUUGGCAUCAGCUUUAAUUAAACCAGAACCUUUGGUACCGUUUCAACCAAGAUUCCAUUCGGAAGGGUUUGCGGUCUUUAUCGAGAAAGGAACUGUUGGAAAACUUUGUGCUGAAGGUCUCGAUGGUGGAGAAAAGGACACAGUUAGGCAAACUGUUGCUGAGUCCUUAUGCAAGUCUCUUGGUUAUGAAUCAGUUCAAGUGUUUGAAAUCCGCAAUGACACAGAGAAUCUUAAAGACUACGUGCGAGUUCUUGAUCCCCAUGCUCCAGAGAUUUCUUUUAUCCGGACAACAUGUCAAAACAAAAGAGUACUCUUUGUGAGUUGCGGUGAAUUGCAGUGUGGAGUUCAGUCAGUUUUGUCUCCCAAACACACUUCUUUACCAAAGAUGUCAUCGCCUGGAGACUGGCCAUGGCUUGUUGCUCUCUAUCGAGAAGAUACUCACGUUUGUGAUGGAACUUUGGUCUCUCGUGAUUGGGUCUUGACAACUGAGUCCUGUUUCCAAGGGCAACCUCGUGCAACUUGGAUGGCAAUAUUCGGUUCUGUCCGACUGAAUGCCAAUUCCCCAUGGACACAACGUCGACGUGUGAUAGGCUUAAUCAAAAGUCCUGUAGAAGGAUCAACAGCAGCUUUGAUCCGCCUUGAGACUCCAGUUGUGUUUUCUGAUUUUGUUCGACCUGUUUGUUUACCUGAUGAAUUGGAUAAGAAACUUCGUCCAGAUUACCAAAGAAGAAUUAUGACUCCGAAAGCUGAAAAGUUAGAAAGUGAUCGUCAUCAAUUGCGUGAUACUUCGGCUAAAUCAUCACAGAUAUCAUCUCGAGAAACACAACAGUUCUUUGUGGCUCCAACGUUAGAAAAACCUGUUCUUAGUACGGAUUCGUCGGAUAUUGAUAGUUCGGAAAUGGGUGGUUCAAGAUUGCCACGAGCAGUUGAACCAAGUCCAUUUGAAUCGUAUCCUUUGCCGGAGAGUGUGCCACAAAUGCAAUAUUACUCACAGAAGGCACGUUCUUUAGGACAACAGAAGUUACCAGUGACGUUUGUGACAACAGCGCGGUCUACAGAACAGACACAGUGGACGAAUUGUAAUACGUUGGGUUGGUCAAGACAGCGGGAUCAUCUGCAGAGGGUUCAGUUGAAAAUUGGUGAUAUGUCAGCAUGUGAAAAUGUGUCAAUUGCGACGGUGAAUAGCAUAUGUACGGAGGCGACAUUCCAAAAACAUGAUUGCACGCAAGAAGAAUUUUCUGGUGCUCCAGUGCAAUGCACCCUCCCCGGAACAAAUCAAUGGGCUUUAGUUGGCAUAUCAUCGUGGAGAAUAGCUUGUGGUCCAACGGGUGUAGAAAGACCCCGAAUGUAUGAUAAAAUAUCUUCAAAUGCAGCUUGGAUAAGAGAAACAAUAAAUUCAGAAUAGUUUUUAUCUCUUGUUUAUAAAA
Molecule: messenger RNA, 3768 nt
Organism: Episyrphus balteatus (marmalade hoverfly)
Lineage: Eukaryota; Metazoa; Arthropoda; Insecta; Diptera; Syrphidae
Exons: 9
Coding region: 828-3746 (972 amino acids)
Biological process (GO): proteolysis
Molecular function (GO): protein binding; serine-type endopeptidase activity
Source: RefSeq, a predicted model, not a curated record